Amorphotheca resinae ATCC 22711 is the source of this 1801-nucleotide messenger RNA. RefSeq lists its product as hypothetical. The transcript has 6 exons. Gene Ontology annotation, molecular function: pyridoxal phosphate binding. NCBI's taxonomy places the organism in Eukaryota, Fungi, Ascomycota, Leotiomycetes, Helotiales, Amorphothecaceae. Gene Ontology annotation, biological process: biosynthetic process. The coding region runs from base 258 to 1628 and encodes 456 amino acids. The record is from RefSeq and is a predicted model, not a curated record.
CACAGCAGGGAGGAAUAAUCCUCUGAGAGAAAUUUCAGCAUCGUACUUCCUUCUGCCGCGCAGGGGAUCAUCCCCGGGCAACCUGGAGCUCUCUUCCGCGAUACCCACCUCUGCCGAAUCCUCUUCAAGGUGCAAUUCCCAUCCUAUAAAUAAAUAAAUAUAAAUCCGAGCUCUUCCUGCGCCAAGCCAGAUACCCAGAGAACAAAACAAAGAAGCAAGCAAGCAAACAAACAAACAAACAGAGAUCCAGCGCAAAGAUGUCGUUGCACAGCCGCAAGUUCUCGAUGAACCGCCAGACCGGCGUCCCAAGAGAGUCGACCAAGUUGGGCAGAAGAUUUAGCACGCAUGAGCCCAGUGCGAAUGAAACGAGCUCCAAGAUCCAUACGCAAUUCCGCAACGCUCACGAAGGCCACAAGUCGCACGCGGGGCUCGACCCCACGCGCGCCUCGACAGGUGUUGUCUGGUGCACAGAACGAGCCUACGAGCACGGCUUCCUAGAAGAACCAGAGCGAUGGGCGAACCUGGGCCAGGGCGCGCCCGAGGUCGAGGACGGUAUCGAGGGCUCCUUCGACCGCCCCAGCGAGAUCAACAUCUCGAUGACGGGGCGUGAGUAUGGGCCGACGGCGGGCAUCAAGAGCCUGCGCGCUGCGGUCGCGAAUCUGUAUAACGUGCAUCAUAGACAGGGCAAGGAGAGCCAGUACACAUACGAGAAUGUGUGCAUCGUGCCUGGGGGAAGGGCAGGCCUGAUCAGAAUCGCGGCCGUGUUGAACAAUGCGUACUUGGGCUUCUUCAUCCCGGAUUACACAGCUUAUAAUGAGAUGUUGUCCCUCUUCAAGAAUAUCGCUGAUGAGAUCGCGCGCGGCACCUCGGUGAUCCUGACAUCCAACCCGCGUAACCCCACAGGAAGGGUCGUCAAGAACCCAGAGUUGGCGGAGAUCCAAGAUAUCUGCAGGAACAAGGCGACACUUGUUAUGGAUGAGUUCUAUGGGGGUUACAACUACACGAGCAACUGUGACGGUACCACCAUUAGCGCGGCGGAGAAUGUCGUCGAUGUGGAUGAGGACGACGUGUUGAUUAUUGAUGGUCUCACGAAGCGGUUCAGAUUGCCGGGUUGGAGAAUUGCGUGGAUUGUUGGCCCGAAGGAAUUCAUCAAAGCCAUUGGGUCUUGUGGUUCCUAUCUUGAUGGUGGGGCUAAUGUACCCUUCCAAGAGGCUGCUGUCGCCAUGCUCGAACCGCAGAGAGUGCGUAACGAGAUGAUAGCUCUGCAGCGCCAUUUCAAGGACAAACGUGACUACGUCGUCUCCCGUCUCCGCGAGAUGGGUUUCAUCAUUAGGACUGUUCCUGACUCGACCUUCUACCUGUGGCUGGACCUCGAGGGACUGCCACCCGCCAUAUCUGACGGGCUGAACUUCUUCCAGGCUUGUCUCGAGGAACGCGUGAUCGUCGUGCCGGGUAUCUUCUUCGAUCUGAACCCGAGUAAGAGACGUGAUCUUUUCGAUAGUCCUUGCCAUCACUUCGUGCGGUUUAGCUAUGGCCCCAAGAUGGAGACGCUGAAGAUGGGACUGGAUGGUAUCGAGAGGGUUGUUAAGAAGUACAAGCAUGGUUCUACAUUGCAGCAGGAGCCUUAGAUCGAGGCGUGCCGGUAAUUUAGACUUGGACGAGUAGUGAUAGGAGAAUUUGGUGUCCUGUAGAGCAGUCAUCUAUCUCUUCUACGCAUGCCUUUUACGCCUCCGGCAUGACAAGUUCCGGGCGCAUACAUUUUCUGAUUUUUACUUCCCUCCUUUCUACUUGUAGGCUGAGU